CACCUUCUGUGGACCAUCAUAUUCACGGACGAUUAAGAUAUUUGGCAGAGCGUAACUUUGAAUCAAAAUGGCAACGGACGCUGCUCCACCUGCGCGCCAGCCUAACCGGGUCCAGGUUAGCACCAAUAAAAAGCCACUGCAGUUCUAUCUCAACCUUAGUCGUCGGAUCAUGGCGGAGCACGGGGAGGUGGAGUUGUCGGCUCUUGGGUUGGCCGUCUCGAACAUGGUCACUGUGGCCGAAAUUCUCAAGAAGGAAGGCUGGGCUGUAGAAAAGAGCCUUCGCACGGGCUUGGAGACGCUGGAGGGCGAGCAGCGCAGCGUUAGCAAACCCAAGAUGGAGGUGGUGUUGACCAAGUCACCAGACUUCGACCGGCUGUUCGCGGAGCACCCGCCGCCUCCUCGGGGGCAAAGGCAGGGCCCCCCCGCCGAGGCUGCGGCGGCGUAAGCCUAUGCGGGUGGUAGCACCCUAGGCCAGAUGGUAGAUUUCCUGAGCGAUCAGCGAGGGGAUGUUUUACUGUCCGAACGAAAUUCCAAUGUGGGUCGGGGUUUCACACUCUCAGUUUUGAGACCGAAUGGUCCCCACUCAUUCGGUCUGCGGGCAGCAGGUUACCCUAGAGGAUAUAGUAUUCGCGGAGGGCAUUUCGCAGCGGCCUGCGGUAACGGAAGCAGGCGGUAGGAGGGUGGGUAUGUCUGGGGUGCGCGACCGUAGGGUGAUGCAACAGGGAGGGCGGGGACCUGCAUGCAAAUGGAAGAGAGAGGUAGGGCUCCACGUUGGCGAGAGGUAAUCGGCGUAGGAGGAGAAGAGCAGAGGCAUCCGGAAGAGGGGCGCGUGCACUUGUCAAGAACCAACAGAAGAACAAGUAGGUUGGUGCUGCUGCAUUUGGUGCAUAUGCCGUCCAUGCGUGGAGGGCACGCGGGAGGUGAAGGAGGAGGAGGCUCUGGGGGCGUUGCGUGCGGGCCGAGGUGUUGCUGCUGCUUGUGUAGUGGAAUGAAUUGGUCAAGAGAGAGGUGAUG
This is a messenger RNA of Volvox carteri f. nagariensis, 1014 nucleotides long. RefSeq lists its product as uncharacterized. The transcript has 6 exons. Gene Ontology annotation, molecular function: RNA binding. Lineage: Eukaryota; Viridiplantae; Chlorophyta; Chlorophyceae; Chlamydomonadales; Volvocaceae. The coding region runs from base 68 to 445 and encodes 125 amino acids. Gene Ontology annotation, cellular component: nucleus. The record is from RefSeq and is a predicted model, not a curated record.